Penicillium macrosclerotiorum is the source of this 933-nucleotide messenger RNA. Its product is annotated as cysteine and histidine-rich domain-containing protein. NCBI's taxonomy places the organism in Eukaryota, Fungi, Ascomycota, Eurotiomycetes, Eurotiales, Aspergillaceae. The record is from RefSeq and is a predicted model, not a curated record. Bases 1 to 933 code for a protein of 310 amino acids. The transcript is spliced from 3 exons.
AUGGCCGGCAAGUGCGUCCACAAGGGAUGUGGGAAGACCUUCUCCGACCCAGAGGAGGAUUGCGUGUAUCAUCCGGGUCCCCCAGUGUUCCACGAAGGGCAAAAAGGCUGGAAAUGCUGCAAACCCCGCGUCUUGACGUUUGAGGAAUUCCUCGCCAUCCCACCUUGCACCACCGGCAAACACUCGACUGUCGAUGACACACCGGCCCCGGAACCUCCCAAGGUCACCGAGGAGCCUCCGGUGCCUUCGGCCUCCCUCGAAGUGAAGGCGCCUGAGCGCACUGCGAUCUCCCCCGCCAUCCCGCCGCCCACACCCCCCGCGAAACCCAUUGAGGAGCCCGACUCGGACGAUCCCUCCCUCGAGAUCCCCGCAAAUGCAACCUGCCGCCGGCGAGGUUGCGGUACAACUUAUACGGGGUCGGCUGCCCGCGAUGACGAGAAGUGCGUGCACCACCCGGGUCAGCCUGUCUUCCAUGAGGGCAGCAAAGGAUGGUCCUGCUGCAAGCGUCGCGUGCUGGAGUUCGAUCAAUUCCUGAAAAUCCCAGGCUGUACUGAGAAGGUCCGGCAUAUGUUCGUUGGCAAGCCCAAGCCCGAGGGCGAGGAGAAGGUCGAGUCGGUUCGCAAUGAUUUCUACCAAACCUCAUCCUCGGUCAAUGUCUCGCUGUAUUUGAAGAAGAUUGACAAGGAGCGUGCCCGCGUCGACCUCGCCGCCGACACGAUCACCUUUGACCUCCCCACCACUGACAACAAACGAUUCCAAGAUACCUACAAGCUCUUUGCUCCCAUCGACCCGGCGAAAUCAUCCUUCCGGGUCCUGGGCACCAAGCUCGAGCUGUCGCUGGUCAAGGCCGAUGGGACUAGCUGGCCGGUACUGCGCAGCGACGAUAAGUGGAGUGGACAGCGGAUUCAGAUUGGCAAUGCUGGACGGGCAUAA